Mastomys coucha (southern multimammate mouse) is the source of this 2049-nucleotide messenger RNA. RefSeq names its product MAK16 homolog (gene Mak16). Bases 267 to 1259 code for a protein of 330 amino acids. Lineage: Eukaryota; Metazoa; Chordata; Mammalia; Rodentia; Muridae. The record is from RefSeq and is a predicted model, not a curated record. Gene Ontology annotation, biological process: maturation of LSU-rRNA; maturation of 5.8S rRNA. Gene Ontology annotation, cellular component: preribosome, large subunit precursor; nucleolus. The transcript is spliced from 10 exons.
CCCUCCUCUUGCUCUAGCGCCCCGGGGUUUGUGCGGCAUUUCGCUCUUUUAGGACUCAGACCCGCAUGCUCAGCUGGCCCAUUUGUCUCCGGUUUUCUCGGAUUGCGAGACUUCCAGAGUCCCGAUUUCCGACCGUAGGUUCCCUCGCGACACCCCGGCCUCGCUGCACCGGAGCGGCUUCCUUAGUCCCUGAUGCUUAGCCGUGAAGCCCCUGGGCCAGUUGCCAUCUGAACGGCAGUUGUCCCGGGACUGGCCAGGCGGGAGAGAUGCGAUGUUUAAAAUUCUUGUUUAGAGAACUCAUCCAUGAGCGUUACUUUUCCUUUUCCAGCGUUACGCUUUACGCUUUUCUUUAUCUUGCUCUACUGUCUGCCCGAGUCAUAAUUUCGGAAGUUAUCUGGAAUACACUAGGAAACAAGCAAUUUUGUUCUUUCAAAAUAAGAACCAAGACUCAGGGUUUCUGCAGAAAUGAAUACAGUCUGACUGGUCUGUGCAAUCGGUCGUCCUGUCCCCUGGCAAAUAGUCAGUAUGCUACCAUUAAAGAAGAGAAAGGACAGUGCUACCUGUACAUGAAGGUUAUAGAACGAGCAGCUUUCCCUCGGCGUCUCUGGGAACGGGUCCGGCUUAGUAAAAACUAUGAGAAAGCACUGGAACAAAUAGAUGAAAAUUUGAUUUACUGGCCCCGCUUUAUCCGACACAAAUGUAAGCAGAGGUUUACCAAGAUAACCCAGUACCUGAUUCGGAUCAGAAAACUUACACUGAAGCGACGGAAGAAACUUGUUCCUUUGAGUAAGAAGGUUGAACGAAGGGAAAAACGAAGAGAGGAAAAAGCAUUGAUAGCUGCCCAGCUGGACAAUGCUAUUGAGAAGGAAUUGCUGGAGAGACUGAAACAAGAUACGUAUGGCGACAUCUACAACUUCCCCAUCCAUGCCUUCGACAAGGCCCUGGAGAAACAGGAAGCAGGAAGUGACUCUGAGGAUGAGGAGGAAGAUGAGGAAGAUGAGGAAGAGGAUGGGAAAAGAGAGUUUGUAGAAGAUGAUGAGGUAGAAGAGAGUGACCUGAGUGACUUUGAGGAUAUGGAUAAACUGAAUACUGACAGUGAGGAAGACAAGGAUGAUGAAUCUUCCAAUGAAGAAGAGGCUCAUAAGGCCAAACACAAAGGCAAAGCACCCUUGAAAGGACCUUUGAAGAAGAAGCGGGCCUAUGUGGAAAUAGAGUAUGAACAGGAGACGGAGCCCGUGGCCAAAGUCAAAACCACAUGAGUUCCCUUCACACUUUUAUCCUGAAACAGUCAACACUGGCAGCUGUGUGUGUUCUCUUGUGUUCUAUUUCCUAAAGUAUUUAUACUGUUAAUAUUUACAUCACUUCAGUGGAGCAGAAAUCUGGAGUGAAAUAGGAAAGAGCCUUGAGUUGUAAUGGAGUAUUUUUAUAACACAUGUGCUGUGACAGCUUGAGCCCAUGGGACCUAACAGAUGAGUUCCUGGAGCUGGAAUGUCACUGGCUGUAAAUAUUUCUAAAUUACUUAGAAAUGUCAGUAUUUCAUUUUAUUUUUACAUGGACAAGUUAGAGGACAUAAAAAUCUCAACUUACAAUAUUUUAAUAUAAAAAUAGAUUUUUUAACCCCCAAAACUCCAUCCGUCUGAUCUGGGAUAAGAAGAGCAGCCUUUCCUUCUGGUUAGUCAUCUUGAAUGUCAUCGCUUGGAGAAUCUGCAGAGCCCUGCUGCACCUUCCUGAUGCAGCUCACCACUGUGCUGUCUUUACAGGAUAGCGAAAUUUUAGCCAGAAGACCCUGAAACAGAGCAAACAGGCAUUGAUUCCCUGCAGCCUUUACUCUUUUGUCACAUACUCAAAAGAGGAGAGACUGCCUCCAUCAGAACAGGUGUUACAUGGAACUGUCCCAUGCUUGUAAGUAAGGCUGGUCGGAAGAACCUCAUUCAUUCUAGCCAAAACAAGUUUAGUUGGACCUUCUGCUGGCAAACUGUCUAAUACAAGGGCUGCAGUGCAAUGGCCGAAUAAACUGAAAAACAGCAAGCCAUGUCCUAGCUCUACAUA